This is a messenger RNA of Cynara cardunculus var. scolymus (artichoke), 585 nucleotides long. RefSeq lists its product as uncharacterized. The transcript has a single exon. Lineage: Eukaryota; Viridiplantae; Streptophyta; Magnoliopsida; Asterales; Asteraceae. The record is from RefSeq and is a predicted model, not a curated record. The coding region runs from base 1 to 585 and encodes 194 amino acids.
AUGGAUGCACUAAAAACAUUAUCAUCACUUCACUGCGAAUUGAGGAUCAAGAAUGCUACAAACAUCCAACCUCCCCACUCCAAUGGAUACUUGUUUGUUAGAUGCUAUCUUUCGGCUGGAAAUAACAAAAGGGUGCGAUUAGAUAGCCGACUAGUGUCUCCUAAUGAAGACUUCUCUUGGGACGAAUCCUUCUCCUUGGAUUGUAUAGGGACAAAUCAGUCCAUGGACAUGAUCAUCCAUGGAACCAUUGCCUUAGAGCUUCGUUGGAGGAGUAAUACAGUCGCCUUGUUUGGAGGGUCACGACUCCUGGGAAGAUCAGAGGUGUCAUGGAGAGGUGUUUUUGAGUCGCCAAACAUGGAAUUGGAGACAUGGGUGAUGAUGAAAUCAAAGAAAAACGUCAUCAAAUCACCAUGUGUUCGUAUCGCUAUGAAGAUUGAAGUGCCAUCUGGAGUAGAUUUGGUAGAAAGGAAGAGGAAGAACAGAUGGGAUGAAAGUUGUGGGGGCUGCCAUGGUGAUUGUUGCAGCAACAAUACAUGCUUUGAUAGUGAGCUUUUUGCCAUAGGUGCUGCCUUGGAUGCUUUCUAA